CUCUGGAUGGCCCAUCUGGCCUGGUGACAGCCAACAUCACUGACUCGGAAGCCCUGGCCAUGUGGCAGCCAGCCAUUGCCACCGUGGACAAUUACGUCAUCUCCUACACAGGAGAGAAAGUGCCAGAAAUUACACGCACAGUGUCCGGGAACACAGUGGAGUACGCUCUGGCCGACCUGGAGCCUGCCACGGAAUAUACACUGAGAAUCUUUGCGGAGAAAGGGCCCCAGAAGAGCGCAACCAUCACUACCAAGUUCACGACAGACCUCGAUUCUCCAAAAGACUUGACUGCUACUGAGGUUCAGUCAGAAACAGCCCUCCUCAGCUGGCGACCCCCCCGGGCAUCAGUCACUGGUUACCUCCUGGUCUAUGAGUCUGUGGACGGUACAGUCAAGGAAGUCGUUGUGGGUCCAGAAACUACCUCCUACAGCCUAGCAGACCUGAGCCCAUCCACCCACUACACAGCCAAGAUCCAGGCACUGGAUGGGCCCCUGAGGAGCAAGCUGACCCAGACUAUCUUCACUACAAUUGGACUCCUGUACCCAUUCCCCAGGGACUGCUCUCAAGCAAUGCUGAAUGGAGACACGACCUCUGGCCUCUACACCAUUUAUCUACAUGGCGAUAAGGCCCAGGGGCUGGAAGUCUUCUGUGACAUGACCUCUGAUGGGGGUGGAUGGAUCGUGUUCCUGAGACGCAAAAAUGGACACGAGGACUUCUACCGAAACUGGAAGGCCUAUGCUGCUGGAUUUGGGGACCGCAGAGAAGAAUUCUGGCUUGGGUUGGACAACCUGAGCAAAAUCACAGCCCAAGGACAGUACGAGCUCCGGGUGGACCUGCAGGACCGCGGGGAGACAGCCUUCGCCGUGUACGACAGGUUCAGCGUGGGAGACGCCAAGACUCGCUACAAGCUAAAGGUGGAGGGGUACAGUGGGACAGCAGGUGACUCCAUGGCCUACCACAAUGGCAGAUCCUUCUCCACCUUCGACAAGGACACAGACGCAGCCAUCACCAACUGUGCCCUGUCCUACAAGGGGGCUUUCUGGUACAGGAACUGUCACCGUGUCAACCUAAUGGGGAGAUAUGGGGACAACAGCCACAGUCAGGGCGUUAACUGGUUCCACUGGAAGGGCCAUGAACAUUCGAUCCAGUUCGCUGAGAUGAAGCUGAGACCCAGCAACUUCCGAAAUCUCGAAGGCAGGCGUAAACGGGCAUAAACUCCAGGGACAACUGGGUGAAAAAGGAGUAAGGCCCAGAGAAAGGAAAGGAUUUUACCAAAGGAUCAGUGCAACCAGCCUAACCAUCAGUGCACACCUGGGCAUUUGGCAGGUGUCAAGGUUGACCAUGGCUUACUGGGGCCAGCAGCAACACAAGGGCCUCAUCUACUCUGUCAUUACGUCCUUCGCGCCAAAGACAUCAGUCUCCAGCAGGUUUCUGUUCGUUGAGUGAGUCAGCAAAAAUCUUCCAGUGACAGCGUCACAGUGGUUUUCUCUUCUCUUGAGUGGCUCUGGGAAUGGGAGAGGGGGUAGGCUGUACAGAGGUAGUUUGUUUUAGAACCUGCCAUAUUUUACACAAAGCUGUAUAAUUAAUUAUCAUUAUUUUUGUUCGUAAAGAUUAAAUGUGUCAUUGGAAGCCGUCCCUUUUUAUUUUUUACAUUUCAUACAACAGAAACCAGAAAAGCAAUACUGUUUCAGUUUUAAGGAUAUGAUUAAUAUUAUUAAUAUAAUAAUAAUAAUUGAUGAUGAAAACUAAAGAUUUUUAAAGAGAUCUUCCUUUCCAAAACACAUCUGGACAGUACCUGAUUGUAUUUUUUUUUUUAAUAAAAGCACAAGUACUUUUGA
This is a messenger RNA of Galeopterus variegatus (Sunda flying lemur), 1838 nucleotides long. RefSeq names its product tenascin-like. Gene Ontology annotation, molecular function: protein binding. NCBI's taxonomy places the organism in Eukaryota, Metazoa, Chordata, Mammalia, Dermoptera, Cynocephalidae. The transcript is spliced from 9 exons. The annotation marks the transcript as partial. The record is from RefSeq and is a predicted model, not a curated record.